GUUAGCUCUCACCGAUUAUUAACCUUACCUGGUUUUGCUAGCAAAUUUUCCUUUUUCAGCUGCUUUCUAACUAACGCAAACCGAAACCAUGAUGAACGGUGGUUGCCGGUUGUUCCCAGCAUCUGACAAUGCAACUGAACUGUAAUGUGCAAGUUUGCCGGCUGUCAUUCUGGCUGUUCAAAGAGAAGCUUCAGCUCGAUAUUACUGCGCAGUGUUUCAAGUUCUAGUUUUAGUGCGCUCUGACUCAUGCAGUUAUUGAAUUUACAUCGUGCAUGCAACGAUUUCAUAACAUAUCGAUGCAUGGCGGUAAUACUACACAGUUCGCCUAAUUUGUGGCCGGUAAACCGUUUUUCUCUUGCCACCGGGUUCGAUGGUUGGCAUCAUGCAGUUUUUGCAUAUUUUUCUCCCAACUCUGAUGUGGGUUUCAACAGCCGGCAGUGCAACCGGCAUUCAGUAUGUGGUGUUUGGAUUGAACAGCGCGCGGUCUAACAGUUUGUUUCCCGUAUCCAUUCUGGUGCUCAACGCCACAUCGGAAGUGCGCAUCGAUAUGGCGCUGAUUGGAAGGCCCCCUGCCACAUCGUACGGGCUUUACUCUAACUACGAUUCCGGCGAGAUGCUGCUUUACGCGUCCGCUUCAUUGAAAGGCGACGACCGGUUCCUGGUAUUCAAUGCAUCGGCCGUCAUCCAGGCCAAUAAACUGGCUCACCUGGAGAUCGACGUGGGUGACCUUUCCGCAAUGGUUAAGGAACCUAUGGUGUUUGUCCUUAACGGAUCUGACCCGUCGGACUCGUUUCGCACCGGGUUUUCACCAAUUAAAAUCGAAAACAACGAGACCACGACAGUAACGAAGAAAGCGAAAACCAAGCGCAGACCGGUUGUUUUCAUACAGACUGAUCAGCCGCUGUACAAGGCUAACGACACUGUGCGCUUCCGAGUCGUAUCGGUGGAAUCGGUGGACGGCCAUCUGCGACCUGUGUUCGUGCCCUUUAAUGUGCAGAUUCUGGAUCCUCAACGCAAUAAUGUGCAACUGAACAGUAACGCAGAUGACUCCCAAGUUGUCGGAUACUUUUCUGGGGAAAUGCCAUUGUCGUCGGAUCCGCUGCUAGGCAGUUGGACAGUGCGGGUGGUCCGCACAAACAAGAGCAUCAAUGCCAAUUGCCUGGGCUACACCACUCCCAGACCCUACGGGAGUAGUUAUGAAAGCAGUGGUGGUUGGGAUGGUAACGGUUACAAUGAUGAUGACAUAAAGAAACGUAACAGUGACCACGAUCAAAGUAUUUGCGACCCUGUUGAAUACCAGGAUACGGUGUUGGCCAGUAAAGACUUCUCCGUUGAAGCAUUCGAUGUGCCGCGGUUUGAUGUCAGAAUAAUAACAUCAAAGACCUACAUCGUCCCACGGAUGGAGGAAAAUUUCCGUUUCCAGGUCGUGGCUAAUAAUGCAUCUGGACAACCUGCCAGGGGCACUUUCGAUGUGGGGGUACUUCGCUCGCAUCGUGAAGAAGGUUAUGCACGCUACGAUGUAUUUGACCCGAUGUGGAACCAGACAAUUUCUGCGGACAACAACGGAACAGCGUCGAUUUCCGUCCCGGCGCAAUUCCUUUCCAAUCUCACGGAUGAAUCAAAAAUAACCAUUCGAGUUAAUUUCACGGAAACCGUAACCGGUCAGAAGUGGAAUGCUGUUCCCGCAACAGUAUCGGCCAAAACCAAAGCAUACAAUAUUCGAUUCCAGGACGACGCAAAGACGUUCAUCCCUGGAUAUCCGUACACGCUCAAAGCUACCAUCACCGAUUGGGAUGGGCGUCCGCCACCUCCCAGCACUAAGAAAGCCAUAACUGGAUUAAUGGGCUUCUUUUACUUCGAAGGUCACGCAAAGCGCGUAUCAUCGUCGGACACUGUACGUUGCCGGGGGAAAAUAUACCCACCGCCUCACUGGGACGCUUAUGAUAGUAGUUAUCGUGGUGGUGCUUACGGUGUUGAGACCAACGGCGGUGGUUUCGGUGGCGGUGGUCACGGUGGCGGUGGUUACGGCAAAAAGAAUCUAAGUACCGGCUUUGGAAUCCAUGGACCGGUCAGCUCCUACAGCUCUAGUUCUGAUGGUUCCGACUGUCAUCCCUUCCCUGGUCUAAUGUUUGUGGAAGUGGACGUUGAUGGGAGUAUUGGUGCCAGUUUGCCGACUCCAAAGAACGCGACUGCAGCGGCGGUAAUAGUGUAUUACCAAGGAACAUCGGAAACCUUAAUACUCUUUGGUAAACAAUCUCCGAGCGGCAGUUUCCUAGAGAUCAGUCAGGUUUCGAACGAUCUUCAGGUUGACAAAGUGGCCGAGUUUGCUGUUAACACUACGACGCGGACCGAUCAACCUAUUCACAUCGUGGUUCUUUCAAGUUCCAAUGCAAGUUUCUUAUGGAGUGAUUCAAUUUUAAGACCCGGUCAAUUUAUUAACAUAUCCGUACCAAUUACCGCUGCGAUGAGUGCAUCCGGACGACUCAUUGCGUACUAUGUGGCAAGUGACGGUGAACUCGUUGGGAAUAUUAAGGCGUUUUCGGUUCUCAACGAUACGACGAAAAAUGUCAUGCUAUCAGUACAAGCAAAGAGCGGUUUACCAUAUGCGGAACCGGGAGCGGAGAUCUCCAUACGAGCUCACAGCAGUCCUUCUGCGUUCAUUGCAUUUCUUGCAAUGGACGAAAGCCUUUUGCUGCAGAAAUCUGGCAACGAUAUUACUCAAAAUGUUUUGGAUACUAAGCCGAAACCGCAACAAAAAAUGCAGCUGAGUUAUAUGCAGUCCGUUGAAGACUACUUUACGAAAGCCAUCGAUUCUGGGCGGGUACAGCAAUUUCUUCUGACGAACACAAAGCUGUCCACGACAUCCGUUCCAAGCGCCCAAUAUUACUAUUCGUCCAAUUCUGGAUACAAUCAAGGAUCCGGAUUUGGUAGUGGAGGAGGUUCAUACGAUUCCUAUGCGGGGUAUUCGUCGGCAUCGUAUGGAAGAGGUGACGGGCCAGCGUCUCCGUUUGAUUCCGGAUUACAGCAACCGGCUCAGACACGCAGAGACUUUCGUCAAAGUUUCCUCUUCGAGACCGCUUGGGCCGACGCAAACGGCGAUGUUGAAUUGGAGCGUAAAGUGCCAGAUGCCAUCACGACCUGGCGAAUCUCGGCGUUCAGUCUGAGCAAUACCAGCGGGCUAACGGUCACUUCGGAGCCGGUCAAGUUGAAAGUUUUCCGACCAUCAUAAAACAUUGGACGAGUUGGACAGUUACGCGAAUUUUAGAGACUCAAGAGACGGAACUGUCGUGACCUCACAUCCGUACUGACCGACACAAAACAGAGCUGAACAUACUACAGCUGGCGUUGCUACAUCACAGAAACAUUUAACAUGAAGUAUCUCGUAUCGAGUAUGUGGCAUGAAACACAAAACGAUAAGCAUGAAUUAGGGAAACACUGAAACAUGAUGUAGCAUUCGGAAACCGGUGAAACAGUAAACGUUUCGUGAUUCAUGACUUGUUGUGGGCUUUGAGCUUGAUAAUUCGUUGUUUGAUUGCUUCGUGUAUCCUUGCUUGUUUGGUAUCGUAAAUUUGAACUUAAUGCAUAAAUGUUUCAUAUAUUUGAAGGGUUACAUAUGUUUCACAGGUUUCACGUGAGCUUCAAGUGCUUCGUGCACUUGAUACGUUUCUUCUAUUUCCUGUGUUUUGGGUUUCGUUUGUUUUGUGUUCUUAGUGAUUCGUGCUAU
Molecule: messenger RNA, 3724 nt
Organism: Paramacrobiotus metropolitanus
Lineage: Eukaryota; Metazoa; Tardigrada; Eutardigrada; Parachela; Macrobiotidae
Product: alpha-2-macroglobulin-like protein 1
Exons: 14
Coding region: 371-3229 (952 amino acids)
Molecular function (GO): endopeptidase inhibitor activity
Source: RefSeq, a predicted model, not a curated record